This is a messenger RNA of Truncatella angustata, 3021 nucleotides long. RefSeq lists its product as uncharacterized. NCBI's taxonomy places the organism in Eukaryota, Fungi, Ascomycota, Sordariomycetes, Amphisphaeriales, Sporocadaceae. The coding region runs from base 1 to 3021 and encodes 1006 amino acids. The record is from RefSeq and is a predicted model, not a curated record. The transcript is spliced from 3 exons.
AUGACCCCUUUCCGCCAGCGCUUGUUGCCUUCACUCUUAGACGAAAUCGCCGCAGCGGACCCAGGCCGCAUUCUCUACUCCGUGCCACGUACAAACUACCCCAAGGAUGGCUUUGUUGAUAUUGACGCGAAGACGUUUGCUCGUGCAGUUGACCGCUGCGCCUGGUAUAUUGAGGAUACCAUCGGGCGGGGAGAGGGCUUUCCCACCUUGACAUACCUGGGACCUCAAGACAUUGUUUAUGGAAUCUUGCUUCUGGCUAGCGUAAAGACGGGCUACAAGCUGCUUCUGAACUCGGCCCGCAAUACUCUCGAGGCACACUUGAGACUUCUUGAGCAGACUGAGUGCAACACUUUCUUGCAUCCUCCCAGUUAUUAUCCACUUUCGGUAGUUGAAAAAAUUCUAUCCGCCAGAAAAAUGCGUGUAGUCGACAUUCCGGGGCCGGAGCACUGGUUGGAGGAUGGCCAUGCACUACAGUAUACUUGCAACAAAUCAUUCGCAGAGGCUAGACUUGAACCGUUCACGAUCCUGCAUACGUCUGGAUCUACGGGCAUGCCAAAGCCCAUCACGCAGACACACGCCACCGUGGCAGCUCAAGAUGCUCUGGCAAGCCUGCCAUCACUAGGCCUCGAGCCUGGCUUUCCAGCGAUGUGCACAGGCACGCGAAUGUACAUUGCAGUUCCGAUCAUCCAUUGUGCAGGGCUCUUGAUGUUUCUCUCUGCAAUCUACGCUAAAUACACGGUAGUUUUAGGCCCUUUUCCACCAUCGGCGGAGGUGAUCAACGCGGUUCACGUCCACGGCAAUGUGCAACACAGUGUUCUUUCUCCAGCAAGCCUAGUUGAUCUGGUCGAGAAUUUAGAAUACCUGGACAAUCUAACUCUGCUGAAACAAGUUACGUACGGCGGGGGACCACUGCCGAAGGAAAUCGGGGAGAUAGUCAGCACAAGAACACGACUAUUUGCUGCUCUAGGGUCGACCGAGUGUGGACCUAUCGCGUCCGUAUUGAACGAGCCUCAGGAUUGGGCUUACCUGCGCAACUCUCCCGUGCUUGGAGACGAGUUUCGUGAGAUAUCGAAAGGAUUGUAUGAGCAUAUAAUCGUUCGCGACCCGAAGUACGAGGCUUUUCAGGGUGUCUUCGGGACUUUCCCGGCUUGCAGGAAUGAGGGCAGAGUAGACGACGUUAUUGUGUUUUCAACGGGCGAAAAACUGAACCCCAUCGAUAUGGAAAACGACAUUAAUAAGAACCGUUCUGUCAGCUCAGCACUAGUCACUGGCGUUGGACGGUUCCAGUCAGGCCUACUAAUUGAGGCUGUCAAACCGCCAACCAGCGAUAUUGACAAGAAUGAGCUGCUCAGUAUAAUCUGGCCAUCUGUAGAGGCUGCGAACAAGCAAAGCCCCUCGCAUGCACGCAUACACCGGGACAUGGUCAUUUUUACAACAACUCAGAAGCCUAUGCUUAGAGCUGGUAAAGGUACUGUGCAGCGCCAACUGACGAUCGAGAUGUACGCAGAUGAGCUCAAUGCGCUGUAUGAAGCGAGCGACGAAACGUCCUCUAUUUUCACGGAUGCGGCGACCGAAGACUACCUGAUCGAUGACGCCGAAAGUACUAAAAAGUACGCAGAUGCGAAGGAGUUUGUAAGCGACGGCUGUAACGUAUCUGUUGCCUUGAAAAAUAUGAUUGCUCAGGCCACGGAAAUCGACGUGAAUCAAAUAUCGCCUGAUACAAACCUCUUCGAGCUGGGUCUAGAUUCCCUACAGGUGAUUUUAAUUGCCAAGGAAAUCAAAAAGCUAUUAUUCGACCGUGGCGUACGGCAGAAAUUCGAAGCUAAGACCUUGUACUCGAACCCCAGCAUAUCUUCACAUGCUUGUGCUAGAGAGCCAGCGCCAGUCGCUUUGGAAGGAGCAGUCGUUCUUCUUACGGGAUCCACAGGCUCCCUAGGGUCGUAUGUCCUUGACUUGCUGCUGAGGAAUAUAGCGAUUAGGCAUGUGUACUGCUUAAACCGCGGUCCCGAGAGUGGUCGUCGCCAGAAAGAAUCGCAAUCUGCGAAGAAACUGCAAGCACUUGCCGAUAAUGUCGAGUUCUACACUGCAGAUCUAUCCAGGCCAUACUUUGGCCUGGCGAUUAAGGAGUAUCGGAUACUCUUACGGGAAGUCACAAUAGUCAUCCACAACGCUUGGCAGGUUGAUUUCAACCUCAACAUCGACUCGUUCGCGGAUCAUAUUGGCGCGGUGAGACGGUUCAUUGAUUUCUCCACGCAAUCCAGAUAUGGCGCGAAAAUCACCUUUGUUUCCAGUGUCAGUACCCUUGGAGGAUUAUUGCACAACUCGGCGCACGGUGCGCCGAACUUGGAGAGGAUGUUUGACGAUUGGGAUGCACCAGAACCGACAGGUUACGGACAAUCCAAGUUCAUAGCAGAACGACUGCUUGAUACGGCAGCCAGAGAAGCGGAAGUGCCUGCGAUACUUCUCCGUGUAGGUCAAGUGGCGAGCCCGACAACAGACGCUGGCAUAUGGCCAAAGCAGGAAUGGCUACCCAGCUUGAUUGCCAGUUCGAGGUUUCUGGGUGAACUACCCCCAUCGAUCGGGAAAGUGAGCGCGAUUGACUGGAUCCCUGUCAAUGACCUCAGUCAUAGUAUCGUGGAGAUUGCUACUAGCCAAUCGGCGGCGAAACUGACUGAACAGGGCGCGGUAGUAUACCACGUUGUUAACCCACGAAAGACAAGCUGGGAAACAUUAGCAUCCAUCUUCCAGAAGUACUGGGCCAGCGACAAAGCUGUCAAAAUGGUGUCUCUGGAGACGUGGGUUGAAUCGUUGCGCAAGAGCGCGUCGGCGUUCAGCGUCGAAACCACGUCACAAAAUCCGGCAGUCAAACUGCUAGACUUCUUUGAAGGGCUAGUGUCAGACAGUGCGGGUCCUCCUGUGCUGAAUACUCGAAACGCUAUUGAAGCGUCGCCAACUCUCGCGGGUAUGGAUGAGAUACAGACAUGGCACAUUGAAAAUUGGAUGAGACAAUGGGGCUUCUGA